Prosopis cineraria is the source of this 551-nucleotide messenger RNA. Its product is annotated as Bowman-Birk type wound-induced trypsin inhibitor-like. Gene Ontology annotation, molecular function: serine-type endopeptidase inhibitor activity. Gene Ontology annotation, cellular component: extracellular region. The record is from RefSeq and is a predicted model, not a curated record. The coding region runs from base 44 to 385 and encodes 113 amino acids. Lineage: Eukaryota; Viridiplantae; Streptophyta; Magnoliopsida; Fabales; Fabaceae. The transcript has a single exon.
CGUACCAUCAACACACUUACACUGAGACAGAGAGAAAGAGAAGAUGGCGGGUUUGAACAAGAAGGCAAUGAUGAUGGUGGGUCUGGUCCUGUUCCUGAUGGCCUGCACUACAAGAGUGGAGGCUCGCUUCGAUGCAGACAUCUUUCUGGCUCAGGUGAUGAAUGAGAGAGGCGAACCCAACUAUUUCCUCAAGUCCACCACCACUGCCUGCUGUAACAACUGUGUCUGCACUACGUCAAUCCCUCCUCAGUGCCAUUGCAAGGACGUCGGAGAAACCUGCCACUCUACUUGCAAGGCCUGCUUGUGCACUAGCUCUUACCCUCCAAAGUGCUGGUGUGUUGACACCACCAACUUCUGCUAUGACAAAUGCUCCUCUUCUGCUUGAUUUUUGUCUUGCUAUGUAUGAACCACCAAGCCUAGCUACUUUACUUCUUUAGGCUUUGUUUCUGUCUAUGCCAACUCUAUCUUAUCCGAUAAACAAUCUUGUGCCUUGUUUCCGGUUUGUACUUAUGCAAACUGAUUGAUAGCAAGGUCUUGAUCCUCUUCUAUCA